UUUUAGUAAUAUCGAGCGGACUUGGUUCAAAUAAUCAGUUGUAAUUGUAAAGUUCAAUGUCGUCAAUGGACGCCGAACCACCGGAAAGUUUCCCAGGAAAUAGUGACAAAUCGGUGGAUCAUUCUCAUGAUGAGCCACAAGCUGUGGGCUUUUCACAUGCAAGUUCAGUCAUAACUGACACAGUGACAAAUGGUGAGAAAACCGUGGAGCAAAAACAGAAAGGUGGAUGUGCGCAAAUUUUAAACAGCGAACAUGGAGAUAAUCAGCAUACCAUUUCUGAGGCUUCUUCGGAACAAAGGACCGAAGGGUCUGCAGAAAAUGUAGGUGAUGAGGAGGCGUGUAAGGACGCAACUGAAGAUCGAAGAAUUGAGCUGAAAGAAGGAUCAAGCGAAAACACUAGUGAAGCACUCGAAUCGGAAAAACAUGACAGCGUUGCGGCUUCAGCUGGCUCAUCUCCUCCACCAAGCAGUGCUGCUCCUGACGAACUGCACAUGGAUACAGAUACGAAGAGCAAUUCGGAAGAAGGCGAUAAUAAGGAGUCGAGUGGGGUCAAAAAUGACUCUGGUAAAGUUGAUGGUUCGAAGACUGAUGGUGAUGGCGAUGACAAAACGGAUACCGAGGAAGGAGAAAGCGAAACGCAGAAAAAGGAAAAGAUGGAUGAAGAUAAGGCAAUUGACAUUACUGAUAAAAAAGACGAAGGAAGUGCGAAACGUAUCUUGCCGAAAUGGAUGGUGCAGGAUGCAGAUGCUCCUCCAAGCCCAAAAGAGGAGACGGAUGAAAAAGAUAUGGCUGUAGCUGUCACAGAAAAUGAACCAGCUAGUGGUGUUCGAGGACGAGGACGUGGUAGGAAAGGGCGUGAUACGACACGAGUAGUGGCUAAACCUCAUAAUGAAACUGCUGCCGAACAGCCGCAACCAGAAUCAUUGGCAUCCGGUCGCCCUCGUCGGUCGACACGGUCAAAUGUAGAUUACGCUCAUCCAGAUGUAGCAACUGUAGUUGCUGAGCAAGAAGACUUGGAAAAUGAGUUUCAGCUUCAACAAAAAGUUAGUCGAAGUCGUGGUAGGGGCCGCGGUCGAGGUCGAAGCGGACGUUCUGGUGGACGUAAGCGAACGGCAGCUGAUAGCGAUGAUGGGGAAGAUAGCGAUUCAGAAUAUGGUAGCAACAGAAAGCGGAAACGCGCAGGGAGUAGUGGUUCGCGGGGCCGAGGACGAGGUAGAGGUCGUGGGAGACCGUCUCGAAAUUUGGGGAAAAAGAUCAACAAAGAUGAGAGUGAUGAUGACGAUGAGGAGAUGGAUUUAUCGGAUAAUGAUGCCGGUGGUUCAACUGGCUCUGGUGAAGAAUCCUACAAGCCUGCUCCUUCGAAGCGACGCGCUGCCGCUUAUGCAACCGAAGCUCACUCACCCAAGACCCCACCUAAAAAACGUGGUCGUGCUAAAAUGCAUUAAGCAGAGGAGGCGGAUGAAUGAAGAGAAGUUGAUAAGUUGAUUGCCAUUAUUAUUUUAUGUGGGAUUACAUGACAUUGUUGAACUCGUUACAGGUCAAUUCUUCAUUUUGCGAAUGUUUUCGUUUUGUGUAUAGUUCAUUAUGAAUUUUUGUUAUUUUCAUUUUUUAAGUGACUGAUAGGGCGCAGAGUAUAUCACACCACGAUUUCCAGUCAUAUUUCGUAAGCUUCAUUCUCUAAGCUCGUUGCUUCACUUUUGAAAUCUAAUGUAAUGGCUACAGGAUAUAAUUCCACUGCUGUUUUCCUGGGGUGAGAUAACUAUUAUCAUCAGGUUCAUUGUCCCGUAAGACUUUAUUUUUGGUUCUCUUUGCUAUCAGUGGAGUUAUGGUAGCAUUAAGCUGCCAAUUGCAAGGCGACGUUUACUGGAUUGGAUUAAACUGUGGAAUGCCUUCCGCUGUAAUAGUACGCUUGGCUCUGUUUUUACUAUAUUAAGUGACGUAGUAGUUUUUCAUAAAGUUUUAUUUUCCAAAUUUUUGUCAAAGAUUUAUACUGAACUGAAAAAAAAAAUUGUUGAAAGAGAUCACGAGACAUGCACACUAGGGCAAGAAUGAUUUUUGCAACAAUAUGGCGGAAUACAGUUCGUUUUAAGAGUAUUAUGAGUUUUUCAGUAGAUUUACGUAGCGAGGUUUAACACCACAGAUAAGUAUGAUGGGUAUUCUCAAAAAUGGAUUUCUAAUGUUUUGUAGUUUGGAAUUAACGGUGCAUGGUUAUUUUCAACAUAUAUUCAUGACAAAUGGACUGAUUGAUUGUGUGAAGCAUACCUGAGGAGAAUAUAUGAUUAUUCGAUAUCUUUAACCAUCGUAAAAUCAUGCCAUGUUAGUGGGGAGGAAAAGACCGGGCGGUAGUGUUAGUCGGCCUUUUUUCUUAUUCGCAUAACACAAAAUGUUAUGUAGCUGUUGCCACCCUUUAUCCAUCAUCGUUACCAACAAAGUUCCUUCUUUUUCGAAUGUUUAUCUACCUCUAUGCGGAAAGCAGUUGUAAUUUAAGUGAUGCGUGCAUGUUUGUCUGUUUUAAUAAUGUCUUUUCCUCCCCUCUUUCUCUUCGUAGUCUACUUUUCUUAGGACCCCUUCUUUCUCUUUCCAAUCAUCCUUUAGAAUAUAUGCCGUAGAACUUCUUUAUAAAAAAUUUUGCUGUAUAUAAAAUAUCAUUUGUAAUUGUUUUGUUUCAGUGUUGUUUGGAACUAAUUUUUCAUUGAUGUAUCUUUAAAUUUCAACUUCUCUUCGUCACCCUUUUGUGUCCUAUUACUGCUUCUUUUGUUGGAUUAUACUUUGUAGGGAAAAUUUGGUGGUCAGGAAAGGAAUAAGUUUUGACAUUUGUUUCUACUAUGCUGUGUCCGUUUUAUUACUUUGUUAUUUGUGAGUUUUCUUCCUGGCUGUUAUUGGCGCAUUCUAAAGUGUAGAUGAUUUUCCAUUCGCAGUUAGUUUUCCGUUACAGAAACAAUUUUCUAAGCCAGUACUUACGCAUUUCCUCCGUUCGUUAUUAUUUCAUAAAGACAAGGAGAAGUGACAUUAUUCAUUGUUAACAGCGUGAUUUCUGUGUUUACGAUUGCAGGAAUGUGGCUUAUACGUUGGCGACAUAUGUUUUAGUCGCAGAAUUACAGAGAUUUAUUUCUUGAUAGCAAAAAAGCAAAGAAAUUUUCUAUAAAUAGGAGUUUUUGUUUCAAUUUCUGUGGGCAGAACUUGUUUAUCCAGAAAUAAUUGUUCUCCAAAUUUUAUACCUAAAUGUAGAAUGAGGGAUGAUGUGUUGUGUGCAUCGGC
Loa loa (African eye worm) is the source of this 3258-nucleotide messenger RNA. RefSeq lists its product as hypothetical. The coding region runs from base 57 to 1445 and encodes 462 amino acids. NCBI's taxonomy places the organism in Eukaryota, Metazoa, Nematoda, Chromadorea, Rhabditida, Onchocercidae. The transcript is spliced from 10 exons. The record is from RefSeq and is a predicted model, not a curated record.